Monodelphis domestica (gray short-tailed opossum) is the source of this 885-nucleotide messenger RNA. RefSeq names its product vomeronasal 1 receptor monDomV1R1257. Lineage: Eukaryota; Metazoa; Chordata; Mammalia; Didelphimorphia; Didelphidae. Gene Ontology annotation, biological process: G protein-coupled receptor signaling pathway. The record is from RefSeq and is marked provisional. Gene Ontology annotation, cellular component: membrane. Gene Ontology annotation, molecular function: pheromone receptor activity.
AUGAACUCUCCUAAAGAAGGCCUUGAGAAUAUCUACUUAUCACUGCUUUUCUUUGGCAUCCUGGGGAACAUGUUCCUUCUUUGCCUACACAUCUUUAAAUUUAUCACUGGUCACAGGAAAAGACACAUAAGCUUGAUAAUCACAAAUAUGGCUUUUGCCCAUGUUUUGAUGAUUUUUUGCAGAGGCAUCCCCCGAAUGAUAUCCAAAUGGGGAUGGAGAUUUUUGCUAAAUGAAAUGAUGGGCAAAUUCAUUACUUAUCUCACAAGAAUGACCCGAGGUGUUUCUCUUUGCAACACCUGCCUCCUGAGUGUCUUCCAAGCACUCACCAUCAGUCCUAACAGCCUUAAGAUAAAAACUAGAGCCCAAAAUUAUAUUCUUCUCUGCUGUAUCCUGAGCUGGGUUUUCAAUCUUCUUCUUGAUAUAACUUUGCCUCUGAGUAUAAAUAAUUCAAGGAACAGCAGUAAAGAAAGAUGGAGGAUUGGGCAUGUUUCUUUUGACUUAAAUGUCAUAAGUAUUAUAACAAUCUUAACUUGGAAGUCAGUUGUUGAUGCUCUAUUUGUGGUUCUCAUGAUCUGUUCCAGCGGCUAUAUGGUGUUUGUCCUGUACAGACACAAUCAGAAAGUCCAACACAUUCACAACGUCAGCCUCUCCCCCAGGGCCUCACCUGAGACCAGAGCAACCAAAAUAAUCCUGAUGCUGGUGAUCACCUUUGUCUGCUUUAACUCUGCAAGUUCCCCUUUUGUAAUUUAUGUCACUUCUGAUAGACUAACCAGACCCUGGGCACUACACUUCACUGUCACACUUUCUUUGUUUUAUCCAAUAGUCAGUCCGUUUAUGCUGCUCAGCAUUGACACCAGAUGCCCAGGUCUUUUAGGACACUUUUAG